CCGACAGCUUCCGGGUUGGGGUGGUAGUCGGGCGACCGAGGCUGAGCCAGCCAGCAAGCCAGCUUGGAAGCUGAGCUCAGGCCGGGGAAGGGAGGCAGCUGGCACCAUGGCUUGCGCGCUGGUUCCUUUUUGCAGCUUCCAGGAUCUGGACUCCGCGCGGGACUUCCUGUGCUCCCAUCUCCGUCAGGGCGGCGCUGGUGGGACGGGGGGCGUCCAGGAAAGCGGCGGUAAAGCAUCAAACUGGGAAGAUGAUGGCUGGGGAAACUGGGAUGAAGCAGAAGCUCAAGAACCUGAGGAAGAAGAAGAAACAACUUCCAAGACACAGGCAAUUUCCUGGCUCCAGGACUGUGUCUUAUCUUUGUCACCAACGAAUGAUCUCAUGGUAAUAGCUCGUGAGCAGAAAGCUGUUUUUUUCGUGCCAAAAUGGAAGCAGAGUGAAAAGGGGAAAGAAGAAAUGCAGUAUGCUGUUGGCUGGAGUGGCUCUUUGAACGUUGAAGAAGGCGAAUGUGUAAGCAGUGCAUUAUGCAUCCCGCUGGCAAGUCAAAAGAGGAGCUCCACAGGUCGGCCUGACUGGACCUGUAUUGUUGUAGGCUUCACCUCUGGCUAUGUUCGCUUCUAUACUGAGAAUGGGGUACUGCUCCUGGCACAGCUUUUAAAUGAAGAUCCUGUUCUUCAGCUUAAAUGCAGGACAUAUGAGAUUCCACGACAUCCUGGAGUUACAGAACAGAAUGAGGAACUGAGUAUCCUGUAUCCUGCAGCAGUUGUGACAAUUGAUGGUUUCAGCCUAUUUCAGUCCCUUCGAGCUUGUCGAAAUCAGGUAGCAAGAGCUGCCGCUUCAGGGAAUGAGAACGUUCAGCCACCUCCAUUAGCCUAUAAGAAAUGGGGUCUUCAAGAUGUGGAUACCAUAGUUGAUCAUGUUAGUAUUGGUAUCAUGACUUUGUCACCUUUUGAUCAGAUGAAGACUGCGUCCAAUAUCGGUGGAUAUAAUGCCGCUAUAAAGAAUAGCCCUCCUGCUAUGUCUCAGUAUAUCACUGUAGGGUCAAAUCCUUUUACUGGUUUCUUUUAUGCCCUUGAGGGUAGUUCGCAGCCACUGUUGUCUCAUGUUGCUUUAGCAGUUGCAAGUAAGCUGACGUCUGCAUUAUUUAAUGCUGCCAGUGGCUGGCUUGGCUGGAAGCACAAACAAGAAGAGGAAGCUGUACAGAAGCAGAAACCCAAAGUUGAGCCAGCAACUCCUUUAGCUGUAAGGUUUGGAAUUCCAGAUUCUCGUCGCCAUGGAGAGAGGAUCUGUCUUUCUCCCUGUAACUCUUUGGCAGCAGUAACAGAUGAUUUUGGAAGGGUUCUUCUGUUGGAUGUUGCAAGAGGACUUGCUGUUCGUAUGUGGAAGGGUUACCGUGAUGCGCAGAUUGGAUGGAUUCAGAUUGUGGAAGAUCUACGUGAAAGAGAAGCUGAAAAAAUGGAUUUUUCUCCUUUUGCUACACCUCAGGGACCAAGCAGAGUAGCUCAGUUUCUUGUGAUUUAUGCUCCCAGAAGAGGGAUUCUGGAAGUGUGGAGCACACAACAAGGUCCAAGGGUUGGGGCCUUCAAUGUAGGGAAACACUGCAGGUUGUUGUAUCCUGGCUAUAAAAUAAUGGGCUUGAACAAUGCAACAAGUCAGGAUUGGCAGCCUCAGACUUACCAGAUCUGUCUGGUUGAUCCGACGUCAGGCACCGUAAAAACGGUUCAUGUUCCUUUCCAUUUAGCACUGAGUGAUAAGAAGAGUGAGCGAGCCAAGGAUUUGCAUCUUGUGAAGAAGCUAGCAGCCUUGCUGAAAGUGAAAUCAUUAAAUCUGGAUGUGAUUGAAGCUGAAGUGAAGGAAUUAAUUGUUGAUAUUAAAUAUCCUGCUACUAAAAAACAGGCUUUGGAAAGCAUCCUGGCAAAUGAGUGUUUGCCACUCUCUUCUCUGACAAACAUCACACAAACGUUGAUGGCUACAUUAAAAACACAGGAGGUGGAGUGUGUUGAUGAAGGGCUGCUGCAGUUCUGUGCCAACAAACUGAAGCUUCUGCACCUCCAUGAGUCAGUCAGCAAGCUAAAUUCUCAGACUGUACUGUCUGAGAUGGUGCCAUCUGAUCAUGACUUGGCGAAAUUACUCAGGUUAGAUGAGAAAGAGUUUACCAGGCUGCAAAUGCUGCUGGAGAAUUACAAGCAGCAGAACACCCAGCCUUCUGUCCAUUUUGCGGAGGAUGAAGAUGGAGUGCUGCCCGUGAAAACUUUCUUGGAGCAUUUGGAAUAUGAGAAGGACAAGAUUAGCGUGAAGAAGCUAGAUGAAAAAGAAAAUGUGGCUUUAGGCAGUUUUUUUUUCUGGAAAUGUUUACACGGAGAAAGUUCGACAGAAGAAAUGUGCCAUACACUGGAGGCUGCAGGAUUUAGUCCCCAGCUAUUACUGACCCUCCUUUUCAGUGUGUGGCUUUCCAAGGAAAAAGAUAUGCUUCAGAGAACACAGUCGGUUUGCUGCCUUCAUGCCGCAUUAUCCCUUCUGAGCAAAAUGACAGUUGCUAUCGAUGAAUCGUGGGAUUCGCAGUCGGUCUCCCCCUGGUGGCAGCAAAUGCGAACGGCCUGUAUUCAGUCUGAGAACAAUGGAGCUGCCUUAUUAUCUGCUCACAUUGGGCAUUCUGUAACAGCACAGAUAACUGACAGCAUAGCAGAGAAAAAGUUUUCCCAAAUAACUGUAGGUACUGACACAGACUCCUGGGAAGCCCUCUCCCUUGACUCAGAGUACUGGAAGCUUCUGCUGAAACAGUUAGAAGAUUGCCUAAUACUUCAGACGCUCCUGCACAGUAAAGUGAGCAAGAAGACGAGCCCCAGGUCCUCUCUGCAGGCUGAGCCACUUGGCAGACUCUCUGUGAAGAAGCUGCUUGAGGGAGGAAAAGGAGGCAUUGCUGACAGUGUAGCAAAAUGGGUUUUCAAGCAAGACCUUAGCCUGCCAUUGCUCAGACUGGGGCGGCAAAGAGAAGAAACAGAAAGUGAAGAGCAGCCUCCACAAACAGGUGUCAGUCUUCUGGUGGAGGGUGGAGAAGACCAGAAAGGCUUGGAAACCGUAUUAGAGUUACUGCAUUUAGCAUAUCAGCAGUUUCCCUGUAGCCUGGAGCUGGAUGUACUCCAUGCACAUUGUUGUUGGGAGUAUGUUGUGCAGUGGAACAAAGACCCAGAGGAAGCACAUUUUCUUACUAGGUCGAUAGAGCAUCUCGGGUGUAUUGAUAAUGCCCAUGUUCAGCAUGGGAUUGCUCUAAUGAUGUGGAACACAUUCAUAGUGAAAAGGCUUUCUGCUGCCACAUAUUUAAUGGACAAGGUUGGAAAAGCACCAAAGGACAGGUUAUGCCGAAGGGAUGUAGGGAUGAGUGAAGAUGCAGUAACAUCUCUUCUUGGCUCUUGCUCGGAUCUUCUUCAAACACUCAUGGAGGCUGAUGUAAGGAGUGACGAAAUGCAGCUUCCUGUGCUGGACCUGGAAGACGCCUGGGUGUCUGUCAAAGGGCAGAUCUCCUUAGUGGAGCUGGCCCUUGAGCAGAAGCACAUCCAUUACCCUCUGGUUGAGCACCAGUCCGUGCUCUGCACUAUCUUGUAUGGGGUCAUGAAGUUUUCGCUGAAGAGUGUGAAGCCCCUCGCUCUUUUUGAUAGUAAGGGUAAAAAUGCGUUUUUCAAAGACCUCACUUCAAUUCAGUUGCUGCCUAGUGGUGAUGUCGAUCCAGCUCUGCUGUCUGUACGACAUCAGUUCUUAACCAAACUCGUCAGUGCCGUGGUACAAGCUCAGUCUUCAUCUCACAAAGCCAAAGGCAGCCCAGAAGACCUGACAGUCAUAUCGGUGAAAGACAGAGACUGGCCAGCCCUAGUGGUGGAUUUGGCUCAGCAUCUACAGGUCCAAGAGGAUGUGGUUAGGCGACAUUAUGUGUGUGAGCUGUACAACUACGGCCUGGAUCAACUUGGAGAAGAGGCCAUUCUUCAAGUACACGACAAAGAAGUCCUUGCUUCUCAGCUCUUAGUGCUGACGGGACAGAGGCUGGCCUAUGCCUUACUGCACAUCCAGACCAAGGAAGGCAUGGAGUUGCUUGCCAGACUGCCUCCCACUCUCUGCACUUGGCUUAAAGCGAUGGACCCACAGGACCUUCAAAAUGUAGACGUGCCAAUUUCCACAACUGCAAAGCUGGUUGAUAAAGUGAUAGAACACUUGCCAGAGAACCAUGGGCAGUACAGCGUCGCCUUGAAUCUAAUUGAAGCCGUAGAAGCAAUGUCCUGAUGUCAGCAUUACCAACUAAUAGUUUUAAACAAUUCUCUAGCAUAAGUUAAGUGCAUGGCUCCUGUACAUACAGAAUGCAAAGCAACCUAGAGGAAAUCUGGAUGACUUUCAUAAAGUGUUACUUGAGGCUUUUAGGAGACUGUGUAUCCAUAUGAAGUUCUGCCUUACUGUGCUAAAUACCAGCAGUCUUGUCAUCUUUGUAUAUUUGUCUAUAGCUAAAUAUUUAUUUCUAACUCAAGUACUUGUGCAGUAGUUUAGGUUUAAGAACAGCUUUGUUGCUGUUCAAAUUAACAUGUUAGAAUUUUUCAUAUGCUGAAUGAGAAGGAUUGUGCUUUUUAAAUGUUAAUGGAAGCCAUUUAAUCAGAAGCUGAAAGCAGAGCUGCUGCUUAUUGUGUGUUGCUUAAGAAAGCAGCAGACGAGAGCUGUCUUGACUGCUUUACCAACGGAAGCCAUCUGGCAGGAGGCCGAAAGCAUUGAAGGACUAUUUUACGCAGAUACCUGUUAAGACAACGGGGAAGAUUUGAAGUAGCAUCUGGGCUGCCCCUUGGAGCUUUCUUGAAACAAGAAUGUUUCAGUGGCCGAGGAGAGCAAGUUCAAACCAAGUAGCUGUGUAGAAACUGAUGCCACCUCUCUUGGAUAUUUGGACAGAGUUUGGAAAAUUAAAUCAGGAAUCUAAUACAACUAAUCAAGUUCAAUAGAAACACAAGCCUUUUUGUAACUUCACUGUUGUACAGCUUAUUGUAAAAAUGCUGUAAAUUGUGUCCAGCUCUAGAUUUCCCAUGAUGAAAUUUCAGCUUUCCCUAUACAGCUGUUCAAGAUAUGAAGUAUUAAAAUUACACAUUCUCCAUUGUGCUGUCUUGUAAACAUCUAACUUUAUUAAAUCUGUACUUGUCUUAAAAGUAGUCAAAGGAUGUGUGUUUUUAGAAGUAUUAAACUAUAGAACCAUACUGCACAGAC
Hemicordylus capensis (graceful crag lizard) is the source of this 5227-nucleotide messenger RNA. RefSeq names its product RAB3 GTPase activating non-catalytic protein subunit 2 (gene RAB3GAP2). Gene Ontology annotation, biological process: regulation of GTPase activity. The transcript is spliced from 35 exons. The coding region runs from base 107 to 4270 and encodes 1387 amino acids. The record is from RefSeq and is a predicted model, not a curated record. Lineage: Eukaryota; Metazoa; Chordata; Lepidosauria; Squamata; Cordylidae.